This is a messenger RNA of Pieris macdunnoughi, 1839 nucleotides long. The record is from the annotation of a GenBank genome assembly. Lineage: Eukaryota; Metazoa; Arthropoda; Insecta; Lepidoptera; Pieridae.
AUGCAAGGCCAAGCUAUGAAUCACUUUGGACACAGAGGUUUUGGUGGCCCACCCCAACCCCAAAGACAAGGUGGGCGUCGUGGAAACAGAGGUGGAGGCUUUCGAGGAAACUCUAGGUUUGAACACAAUCACAGAAAUUCGUCUCAACAAGGAGGUCAACGCCCUAAUGAGGUAAAGCCAGUAACUCAAGACAAGGCCCCACAGCAGCAGGCUACCCAACAAGCCCCAAAAGAAAAAGAGGUUAUCAACCAGCAGCCAAAUCAACAAAAUCAAAAACCUAGUCCACAGCAGACUCAGCCAAAACCACAGGAACCGCAAACACCAAAAGUAAACCAGAAUUCUGCCCUGAAGCAAGAGUCUAAAGAUAAUGUUGACAAGGCUAUUCCUAAUGAAACAAAACCUAUCAUCAAUCACAACCAAUCUAAUUUCCAAAAGAAUGUUAAUGGUAACUUUGGUGGCCCUGGGAAGCAAGGUGGUUGGAGUCAAGGUAACCAAGGUAACAAGCAAGGAGGACAAGGCCAAGGAGGCCAAGGCCAAGGAGGACAAAGCCAAGGCCCACCUGGACAGGGCCCAGCUCGUAAUCAACAGAGGACUAACAAUUGGGCUGGGGGCCAGUUUGAUGGAAAACCAGCACAAAGAGAGGAACACAUGCUGGCUAAUAAGUUGAAGGACCUCAUGGGGCCCCUCCUCGAAUUGCCAACCAUUGAACAACCUGAAGUUAAGUUUAACGGAAGAAGUAGACUGUAUAUUGGUAAUCUUUGCAAUGAUGUAACAGAAGAAGAACUUCUUAAUCUCUUUAACCAGUUUGGAGAAACUGCAGAGUUGUUCUUAAAUAAGGAAAAGAACUUUGGUUUCAUUAAAAUGGAUUACAGAGUUAAUGCUGAGAAGGCAAAACGUGAAUUAGAUGGUAAAAUGAAGAAUGGAAGAUCUAUGAGAGUGCGGUUUGCUCCACACAACAGUGCCGUGCGAAUUAAGAAUUUACCGCCAUUUGUCUCGAAUGAACUCUUGUACAAGGCAUUUGAAAUUUUCGGAAAAAUCGAAAGAGCAUAUGUGAGGGUGGAUGAAAGAGGGAAAACAUUGGGUGAAGGAAUAGUGGAGUUCUCCAGAAAACCCAGUGCUCUCGCUGCCAUCAGGAAUUGCUCUGAACGAUGCUUCUUUUUAACAUCAUCAUUGCGGCCGGUCAUAGUUGAAAACUUGGAAGAACCUGAUGAGUUUGAUGGUUUUCCAGAAAAGAAUAUUUCUAAAAAACAUCCAGAAUAUUUAAAAGCCAGAGAGGUCGGUCCAAGAUUUGCUGAAGCUGGAAGCUUUGAACAUGAGUAUGGAACAAGAUGGAAGCAGUUACAUGAGCUCCAUCGCCAGAAAGAGGAAGCCCUCAAGAAAGAGCUCGCUGCCGAAGAGGAGAAACUGGAGGCACAGAUGGAAUUUGCCAAAUACGAGCACGAGACGGAACUUCUCCGUGAGCAGCUCCGUCAGCGCGAGCAGGACAGGGAGCGGCAGAAGCGCAGCUGGGAGAUGGCGGAGAGGGCGGCGGACGAGCGCCGAGAGACAGAGAGGAUGCAGCUCAUGAGGCACGAGGAAGAGCUCUCGCAGCGCAUGCGCCUGCAGGACGACGAGCUGCGGCGCAGACAGCAGGAGAACACACUCUUCGUGCAGGCUCAAAGACUGAACUCAAUGCUUGAUCGUCAAGAACAGGGCAUGUUUGACAAUCAGCAACCAAUGGACGGAGGCUUCAGAGACCAGUUCGACAUGCCACGUGGAGGUUUUGACGACAUGCCGCAGAACCGAGUUUGGGAAGGACGCCCAAUGGACGAUUACCCAAACAAACGUCGUCGUUUCUAA